Gadus macrocephalus (Pacific cod) is the source of this 2006-nucleotide messenger RNA. Its product is annotated as serine/threonine-protein kinase WNK4-like. Gene Ontology annotation, molecular function: protein serine/threonine kinase activity; potassium channel inhibitor activity; chloride channel inhibitor activity. Bases 254 to 1978 code for a protein of 574 amino acids. The record is from RefSeq and is a predicted model, not a curated record. Lineage: Eukaryota; Metazoa; Chordata; Actinopteri; Gadiformes; Gadidae. The transcript has 7 exons. Gene Ontology annotation, biological process: monoatomic ion homeostasis; protein phosphorylation; intracellular signal transduction. Gene Ontology annotation, cellular component: cytoplasm; cytosol.
GUCCUCCUACAAACACUUUGAUAUUUGUGAGGCGGCGUUGUGUGAGUCUCUACUGAGUCUCUACUGAGUCUCUCCUGAGUCCCUUCUGAGUCUCUCCUGAGUCUCUCCUGAGUCUCUCCUGAGUCUCUCCUGAGUCUCUCCUGAGUCUCUCCUGAGUCCUGACCGAGCCCUGGGUGAGUCCUGAGUCUGUCAUCCAAUCGGAGGCUGGAGCCUCACUUUAGAGUCUCAUCUCAACGCCCAGAGACCGGAGAACAUGGAGACCGGGGGGCCCAGCGGGGGUCCCAGCCGGGGGCCAGGGGCCCUCUCUGCAGCGGACCUGGACUCCAGUACGGACUCGGAGGGUGAGGAGCGGGUGAGGAGGCGGGAGGAGCGGGAGGAGCGGGAGGAGGAGGAGACGCGGGCCGUGGCCUCGUCCCCCGACGGCCGCUACCUCAAGUUCUGCGUGGAGCUGGGCCGCGGCUCCUUCAAGACCGUGAGCCGCGGCCUGGACACCGUCACCACCAUGGAGGUGGCCUGGUGCGAGCUGCAGACGAGCCGUCUGUCCACAGAGGAGCGGCAUCGUUUCCAGGAGGAGGUCCAGAUGUUGAAGGGUCUGCAGCAUCCGAACAUCGUUCGUUUCUACGACUCCUGGAAGUGCCACGUCCAGGGUCAGAAGGUCCUGAUCCUGGUCACGGAGCUGAUGACCUCCGGGACACUCAAAACGUACCUGAAGAGGUUCAAGGAGAUGAAGAUGAAGCUGCUCCAGCGCUGGAGCCUGCAGAUCCUGCGGGGGCUGGCCUUCCUCCACUCCCGCUCGCCGCCCAUCCUGCACCGCGACCUCAAGUGUGACAACGUCUUCAUCACCGGCCCGACCGGCUCCGUGAAGAUCGGAGACCUGGGCCUGGCCACGCUGAAGAACGCCCCGUACGCCAAGAGCGUCAUAGGGACCCCAGAGUUCAUGGCCCCAGAGAUGUACGAGGAGCGCUACGACGAGGCGGUGGACGUGUACGCCUUCGGGAUGUGCCUCCUGGAGAUGAGCACCUCCGAGUACCCCUACGCAGAGUGUCACAGCGCCGGACACAUCUACCGCAAGGUCACCAGCGGCAUUAAGCCAGACAGUUUCUUCAAAGUAAAAGACCCCGAGCUGAAGGAGAUCAUAGAGGGCUGCAUCCAAACCAACAGCAGCGAACGCUACACCAUCCAGGACCUGCUAGAUCUCUGGUUCUUCCAGGACCCCGGUGGACCCCGAGACCCCGGUGGGGUCCGGGCGGAGGACCCCAGCGCGUUCCGGGUGGAGGAGCCCGUUGGAGUCCGGGUGGAGCUGGCGUCCGCAGAAGACGACCAGAGCUCCGCCCUCAAACUGUGGCUCCGCAUGGCCGGGCUGCAGGGCCGUUACCGCGGCAACACGGCCAUCGAGUUCCUCUUCGAACUCCACAAGGACGUCCCGGAGGAGGUGGCCCAGGAGAUGGUGGUGCUUGGCUUCGUUUGCGAGGCUGAUUAUAAGCCUGUUGCCAAGGCGAUCAGGGAGCGGGUCACCGUCAUCAAGCGGCAGCGAGAGCAGCAACUGGCGCAGGAAGUCCUCCCAAGCAGGCAGGAAGCUGUCAGCAACGAGCUUGUCGACAUCUCGGAGCCACCAACCACAACCACUCAGAUGUCUAAUCCUGAUUUCAGUCCCGCCCCCUCUCCAGAUUCCACCUAUCAGGUAUACAGAAGAACAAAACACUAUCUGCCAUUUUUGAGUAUUUCAACGGAGCAGGUGCCUUGCCCGUUCAGACGUUCAACAGGUUCAAAAGGAGCCUGCUGUCCCCCUCGACGCCCCUCAGUCCCCCUCGACGCCCCUCGGCCCUCAGUCCCCCUCGACGCCCCUCGGCCCUCAGUCCCCCUCGACGCCCCUCGGCCCUCAGUCACCUUCCCGCCGAGGGGCAAGGCGAUCGUCGAGGAGAUUACGGCCCAAUCCCAUUUCUACCCCUUACCCCUCCCCCUUAUUUUGAAGGGGUAAGGGGAAGGGGUAAGGGGUAGAAAUGGGA